CCUUUAAAGCGGAGAGGGACAGAGGUGGUGAAGAAGAGGCGAUUAAAAAAAGAAAAGGAAGAAAAGACAGAGAGGGAGGGAGGGAGAGACACUGCCCCCCUCCCCCCAAAAACACAGAGAUGUCAUCCCACCGUCGACCGGAACACACAGGGGGAGCUGUGGAGCGCUGCCACCGACCAGGAUCUCAUUAGCCGAGCGACAAUCUGUACGCAACACCGAGGCUGUGAACCGGACCGCUGCGGCCUUCUGGAGCUACCGCGAUAAAAUAAACAAUAUUCUCCCCACCCCCAGACUUUUUUUUUUUUAUUAUUAAAAAUAAAUCCGAACACUCGUCCUUCUCUUGAUUAAAAUGACUUUAUAUCUUUGCAUGCGAGUCACCAGCUUUUAUUUCUGUAAAAAAAAUGUAGUGAAAAUACAAACAAGCAGAGUAGCAGAGACUAGCUGAACAAUAUUAACUUUUUCAUUAAUUACUUUAUUAAUCAUAGAGUUAAUCAUCAUUUUAAUAACAAGUAUUAAUUAUUCCACAUUAUUUUAAAAGAACCGUGUGAGUGUUGGCGGUGCCCCCGGCUGAAUCCGCUCAGGCCCCCGGACUGUGCUUUUCAUAGCUGUUUCGGAGACUCUCCUCCCGGCGCCGUUUCCUCUCCGUUACCUUCUCUGGUCUUCCUUCAGGAUGGACACUUCCUGGAGCAAUUUCCUCUUUCAGACCCCGCCCACCCAGGGCCAGUCGGACACGCCUCUUCAGUCGGAACUGAUGCCCGAGCUGACGGGCACAGAUCAAAGUCCUGCGGAGGACCACAUGGUGGCGCCACCGUCCACCGUGGACACCGCAGCGCUGAGCGAGGAGCCCCUCCCAGUAAAACCACUGGCCAAGACAAGCCGACCUCCACACAUCUGCUCCACCUGCAACAAGGAGUUCAAGAACAGCUACAACCUGCGGCGCCACCAGUCCGUGCACACCGGCAUCCGGAUGAAGGAUCGCAGCACACGGGAAAAGGAGGGUGGAGCUAAGGGAGCACGUGUGGAGAAGCAAACGAUCCCUCUGUCUCUCCUCCAGCUCACCCUGCCCACACAGCCACCUCCACCCGCAUCCACCACCCCUUCUGCCACCGCCGUGGACACCAUCCCCCAGCCCAGUCUCCACACUGACCAGGAGAGCCAGCCCAUCUCUGUCUCUAUCACCCAGGCAACCGUAACCAUGGCUGCCGCAGCGUUGCCCGUCCAGGCGGCGAUAGUUGAAGUGGGCUCGGUGGAGCAGGUGGAGCAGAAUCAGAACCCCGCCCCCAACACCACCCAGGUGAGGAAGAACCACGCCUGCGAGGCGUGCGGCAAAGCCUUCAGAGACGUCUACCACCUCAACCGCCACCGGCUCUCGCACUCCGACGAGAAACCCUACUCCUGCCCCAUCUGCCAGCAGCGCUUUAAGAGGAAAGAUCGCAUGAGCUACCACGUGCGCUCGCACCAAGGCGGCGUGGAGAAACCGUACGUGUGUCCGCACUGUGCCAAGGCGUUCUCCAGACCAGACCACCUCAACAGUCACGUUCGACAGGUUCACUCCACAGAGAGACCCUUCAAGUGCACGACGUGCACGUCAGCGUUUGCCACGCGGGAUCGCCUGCGUGCUCAUCUGAUCCGCCAUGAGGAAAAGGUUCCGUGUCACAUCUGUGGGAAGCUGCUCUCUGCUGCCUACAUCACUGAUCACAUGAGGGUCCACAACCAAUCCCAGCACCACGCCUGUCACCUCUGCAACCGCAGCUUCACCACGCUCACCUACCUGCGUGUACAUGCUCAGAAACACCACGGUCAGGAGUGGAAGGACAGCGGCGGAGUGCGGGGGAUUUUUGGCGGGACAGGCGCCGGUGGCGUGCUGCUGUGCCAGCUGUGCGGCGUUCAGUGUAAGACGGCCACACAACUGCAGGGCCACAUGGGCACGCAUGCCAACCAAAGCCAGAACGAUGCUGCCAACACGGACUCCACCGGGGGCACUACUGUCAGCGUGACUGUGACUGCGGGGUCAAGUGACGAUGCCACCAGCACAGUGGGACUGCUGGUCACCGACUGCUCCAGUAUCGCCGCCCAGCCUCACAGCUAGCACAGGGGCGGGGCCGAGGGUCACGGAGGCAGGGGCAGUUUGGGUGCAAAGAGGAAAAAAGGAGGAGCCGAGUGAACAGCGGCCUCAGCAGUUUUUACUCAACAGUCAUCUUCUCUGCACCUUCUUCCAAAAAACACAAGUCCUGCUCCUACAGAGCCAAGAACUGAUGCUAGUUCCAUGUUAGUUCCAGAGGACCAAUCAAUGGCUGGAAACACAGAGGAGAGGGAACCGAUUAGUUCUUCAGAGAAAGAACAGUUCAGCUUUUUUACCUCUUCUGUAAGGUACCGACUGAGUCACAGUCCAGACUGACUUCUGACGCCUUAAACCAGCCGUAGACCCACACGGCCUGGUUCUGAACUGAUGGUUGCCAGGAGUCAUGAGGGAACUGAGGUCAGAUUUAAUCGGUGUGCUCAGCCGCAGUUAGACAGACAUUUACAACAAGAAGACUGAAGUUUGUAAACCAAUCACUCUGCCUGACAGUCAGAUAGGACAGAGCACAGACAGUUAAGAUGUUCACAGUGCACUCUAUCAUAAAAUCACCCUUCACAACUGAAGGAACUUGUCUUUUUAAGAGAAAAAUAACCUGUAUUUUUACUGACAUGGCUUUGCAGUUUGUUGUUUCUAGAUCAUGGUUUAGAAUUUUUGUAAAGUUCUUUGAAAGGUUAUAUAUACAUAUAUACAUAUACAUAUAUAUAUAUGUAUAUUCCUUUGUGUAGAUUCUCUGAUGCUCCACAGAGUUUUUCUUUUUUUCUCUCUCUUAACACUGAUUUGUUGUAAAAAAUCUUCUGUGACUUUUUUCCCCCGUGGCUGUGCAAACUGAUGGCACGUCCAUGUGCGGUGCGAACAGCUCACAUUGUCGCUUGUGUAAUAAAGGCAGUGAGGCUGCUCUGUGAAUGGAGCUGUAUCGGUGAUGGGGGGCAGGGACGGGGGAGGGGGCCGUUUACAGGUCCGCACUGUGGGUAUUUUAUUGAGGUGUGAAGUGACAGGUGUCAGAAUCACCACCUCACAAUCUGAGACUGUUGAACCAGAGCGGACCUUCUUCUUCUGGGGCUCUUUGUCACGAGUGUGGGUCUUGUCUUCCGCCACUGUACAAUGCAUCCUAAUAAAAACAGUUUUUUGGUGCCUUACUGCCACCCACAGGCUGGAGUAGUUGCAUCAGUGUUAA
Messenger RNA from Cynoglossus semilaevis (tongue sole), 3254 nucleotides. RefSeq names its product MYC-associated zinc finger protein a (purine-binding transcription factor) (gene maza). The coding region runs from base 671 to 2089 and encodes 472 amino acids. The transcript is spliced from 8 exons. Gene Ontology annotation, cellular component: nucleus. NCBI's taxonomy places the organism in Eukaryota, Metazoa, Chordata, Actinopteri, Pleuronectiformes, Cynoglossidae. The record is from RefSeq and is a predicted model, not a curated record. Gene Ontology annotation, biological process: regulation of gene expression.